AUGUUAGUAUUAGCAUUAAUUAGUUUAGUUAGUGCAAGCACUUAUUACUCUGUACUUCAUAAGUCUGAGGGAAUAUAUAAAGUAGUUCCUGGUAGAUUUGCAGAUGCUUGUGCUAUUGGAUAUUAUGAUGAUACUAUUCAAACAACAGGAUGGGGACAAUUAUAUAUAAGAAGUAAUUUCAAAUUAGCAGAGACUGAACAAUCUUAUUGUUCAGGAUAUUUAGAAGCAUAUUUAACACAUCACUAUAUGUAUUUGUAUUGGACUAAUUACAAAGCAAAUGAAUAUGAAAAUGGUCAACCAUCUAAUACAUUAAUUAAUAAAAUGCAAGAACAACUUGAUUUCUUUAAGACAGAAUCAUCAACUAAUACUAAUGAAUAUUGGAGAAGACAAAAAGUUAUUAAAUACCAAUUUAAUGGAUUAGUAGAUGGAUAUAUGGCAGCAUCUCCUGCAGAAGAAGAACUUCCAGAAAUUGAACUUUAUAUGUUACUUUCAGUUGGAGACUUAGAAAAUUUAAAUGAGAUUUAUAAAACAGGAAAAGAACCAGAAACAUCAAUUGUUUAUAUGAGAAAAGCAUUUCCUGAUAGAAUUUAUCAUGAGUGUAGUGCAUUAGUUCGUGCAGUAGGAGAUGAGGUUUAUUUUUCACAUGGAACAUGGAGAGGAUAUUAUGCAAUGUUGAGAAUUUAUAAAGUUUAUGAUUUGUUUUAUGGAGGAAGAAGACUUAAAAUGAGUUUCUCAUCAUCACCAGGACUUAUUCAUUCAAAAGAUGAUUAUUAUACUGUUAAUGCAGAAGAUACACAAUUAUUUGUAUCAGAAACAACAAAUUCUGUUUAUGAUUCUAGUGUUUAUGAAGAUAUUAAUGAUAAAUUACUCUCAUGGCAACGUAUUUUAUCUGGUCUUUAUUAUGAAAGAACAGCAAAAGAAUUUGUUGAAUUAAUUAAGGAUUAUAAUUCAGGUACUUACAAUAAUCAAUGGAUUGUCUUUGAUGUAAACGCAUGGAAAAAAAAUAAAGCUGAAUCAUUAUUCAUUUGUGAACAAAUGCCUGGAUUAAUGAAGUCUCACGACGUUACUGAAUAUUUAACUUCAGAAGAAAAACAAAAUAUGUGGCCUUCAUAUAAUGUUCCAUUUGAUAAAGAGAUUUAUUCUAAAUCAGGGUAUCCAACUGAUCAUGAUGAAUACACUUCUUGUAGUCGUGCUAAAAUUUUUAACAGAGACGUUAAAAAUGUUCAAACUUUAGAAGAUAUGAAACAUAUUAUGUUAUAUAACGAUUACCAAAAUGAUGAAUUUUCUAAAAAUGAUCCAAAAGAAUCUAUUGCUUCUCGUUAUGAUCUUCGUGUUGAUAGACCAAAUGCUUUUGGAGCUAUUGAUGCUAAAAUAGUUUCUACUUCAAACCCACAUAUCACUUAUGCCAUUUCAGGACCAACUCAUCAAGGACAACCAGUUUUUGAAUGGACUGAACAAUUUAAAAAUGUUCAUGUUGGAGUACCAGAAAAAUUUGAUUUUGAUUGGGUGGAAAUUAAUGACAGGCAAUAA
Entamoeba nuttalli P19 is the source of this 1530-nucleotide messenger RNA. Its product is annotated as phospholipase B, putative. Gene Ontology annotation, cellular component: extracellular region. The record is from RefSeq and is a predicted model, not a curated record. Bases 1 to 1530 code for a protein of 509 amino acids. The transcript has a single exon. Gene Ontology annotation, biological process: phospholipid catabolic process. Gene Ontology annotation, molecular function: glycerophospholipase activity. NCBI's taxonomy places the organism in Eukaryota, Evosea, Mastigamoebida, Endamoebidae.